AUGAUUGUUAAGGAAUUGGAAUUGAUUGAGAAAUUCAGAGAUAUGAGUUUGGUAUGUGAGGUGACACCUAAGAGUGUUAGAUUGGGUAUGAUGAAGAUUAAUAAUGACUUUCUGGAUAGUAUCAGAGAAGCUCAGAAGUUAGACGUGAAGUUGGUAGAUUCGAUGGUGGGAAUCGAUCAAUUUGAGGACAUUGACUUUAAGUUGGAUGCGCAAGGUGUGUUGAAAUUUCGUAAUCAAAUUUGUAUUCCUGAUGAUGUGGAUCUAAAGAGAGCAAUUCUUGAAGAAGUUCACAGAAUGUCGAUGUUGGCGGAUAUUUAUACCAAUGUGAUUGUUAAACUGCAUGGUGUUCCUUUGUGUAUUGUUUCGGAUAGAGAUUCGAGGUUUACUUUUGAUUUUUGGAAAAGUUUGCAAGGAGCACUGGGUUCUAAGUUGAGGUUGAGUUCGGCGUAUCAUCCUCAAACAGAUGGCCAGACGGAGAGGACUAUAUAG
Messenger RNA from Vicia villosa (hairy vetch), 489 nucleotides. RefSeq lists its product as uncharacterized. The transcript is spliced from 2 exons. Lineage: Eukaryota; Viridiplantae; Streptophyta; Magnoliopsida; Fabales; Fabaceae. Gene Ontology annotation, molecular function: nucleic acid binding. Gene Ontology annotation, biological process: DNA integration. The record is from RefSeq and is a predicted model, not a curated record. Bases 1 to 489 code for a protein of 162 amino acids.